Plectropomus leopardus (leopard coralgrouper) is the source of this 4114-nucleotide messenger RNA. RefSeq names its product rhotekin a (gene rtkna). Gene Ontology annotation, biological process: septin ring organization; actomyosin contractile ring assembly; signal transduction. NCBI's taxonomy places the organism in Eukaryota, Metazoa, Chordata, Actinopteri, Perciformes, Serranidae. The record is from RefSeq and is a predicted model, not a curated record. Gene Ontology annotation, cellular component: actomyosin contractile ring.
GUAGGGGCUGCUACAGUAAUCUCGCCCUCUUUUUCCCCUUCUUUCUUCUUUUAAAGUUCAUUACCAUCACCAGAGGCGCGUCGUAGGGGUUAAUCUAGCACCGAGUUGGGGAGCGUCAGGGCGCGCACAGUGGACUGGUUGUGUCGAUCACUCCCGCAGAGGCGAUGCCCUUUUGUGGAGAGGUCUCUUGUCACACAGAGGACAGACGGUAUUCACAAUCGGGACACAGGGACACAAAGAGAAGAACUGCAUUUUAAAAGGCUCCAUUCUUUCCCCGCAACCGCUGGGUGUUGACUGUGGGUGUUUGAGAGGAUCUUUGUUGCCUGGAGAAAAGUAGAGAAGAAGAAUACGCGCCGUGAACGGGUUGGGGGAUUUUUUUUUUUAUGGACAAGGUUACUACAGUGCAGCCGAUGGUGUCAUCCACUCCACCUACGUUCCCACUGUGUUGUUUUGGAUGAGGAGCUGAACUUUUACGCAUUGUUUUAGACACUGAUUGUCCGAGACACUUGUCAGGAUGAACUUUCUCUCCGCGGUACCUGCGGGGUAGCGCUUUGAGUCGGAUCAGUAACUUCAGCGAGAGGUAUUUUUGUGGAUAUUUGCAGAAAAGAUGCCAAUUGAUAAAUUCGCAAAUAUGGAGGAAAAACUGUGGAUACUGGAGGACCUCAAUAUGAUGUACAUCCGUCAGAUUGCGCUCAGUUUACAGGACAGCGACAUUCAGAAAAAAAUUGACCAUGAGAUCCGGAUGCGCGACGGAGCCUGCAAGCUGCUGGCCGCCUGCUCUCAGAAAGACCAGGCGUUGGAGGCGGCGAAGAGCCUGCAGACCUGCAGCACUCGCAUCAUGGCCUACAUGUCAGAGCUGCAGAGAAUGAAGGAGGCUCAGGUCAUGCAGAAGGUCACGCGGAGGUCGUCAGAUGCAGGGCCGAUGGAUGACAGACUCCCGUGCAAAGGAAAAGUGGCCAUCUCAGAUCUUCGGAUCCCUCUCAUGUGGAAAGACACAGAGUACUUCAAGAACAAAGGAGAGCUCCAUCGGUGUGCAGUGUUCUGCCUGCUGCAGCUGGGAGGAGAGAUCUUUGACACAGACAUGGUGAUAGUGGACCGAACACUCACUGAUAUUUGCUUCGACAACACCAUCGUAUUUAAUGAAGCCAGCCCUGGUUUUGAGCUGCGCGUUGAGCUGUAUAGCUGCUGCUCGGAGGAUGACUACUCAGCAGGGAGCACGCCCAGGAAACUAGCCAGUAAACUGAGCUCCUCACUAGGGCGAUCAGCUGGGAAAAAGCUCCGGGCAGCCAUGGAGCCUGGGCCAUGUAGUCCUGUUAGCAAUGGAGGGGCAGCUCCUCUUCUGCUGCCAGUUCCCUCUGUACCGGGCCCCAAGUACCACCUCUUAGCUCAUACCACCCUGUCACUGUCACACGUCCAGGACAGCUUUCGCACACACGACCUCACCAUCUCAGGCAACGAAGAGUGUUCGUAUUGGCUGCCACUUUAUGGCAGUAUGUGCUGCCGCCUCGCAGCUCAGCCUCACUGCAUGACCCAACAGAUGAUGAGUGGAUGCUUGAAAGUUAAGCAGUUGGGAGGUGACCCUCAGAGUUGGACAAAAGUGCACGCGGUUUUGAAAGGAACAAGCCUUUUCUGCUACCACCGGCAAGAAGAUGUAGAGGCGAACAUCGAGCCAGCUUUCACCAUUGCCAUCAACAAGGAGACCAGAAUACGUGCAUCAGAGAAAGACCUGCAAAGUAAAGUUCAGAAUAUCUGUAUCAGCAACCAGUACGGAGGUGAGGAGGUCACACACACACUGACAACAGACAGCCGGGAGGACACACACAGGUGGAUGGAGGCCUUUUGGCAACAUUUCUAUGACAUGAGCCAGUGGAAACAGUGUUGCGAUGACUUAAUGAAAAUUGAGCUGCCAUCACCAAGGAAACCAGCGCCUGUCACACCAAAACAGGGCUCACUCUAUCACGAAAUGGUUAUUGAGUCAUCUGAUGACCUCAGCAGCACUGUGUCAGACAUCCUGGCUCGGAGGAUGCAGGAGCUGGAGCUCCGUAGCCAGCUGGGCACCUCCCCCACCUGGAUGUCUAUGUUUGAGGAGAACAACCCCAAAAGCGCUGGCCGCCCCCGUCCCUGUACUUCUCGCCUUUCCGGCCACAGCCCCUGCACCCCUCACCGACUGCCUCGGAGCCCUGCGAGCCCUCACCGCUGCCCUCAGCUGAGUCUGCUGUCCUCCGACGCAAGCCUGACGUCAGACAGUGACAGCCACUGCAGCACCAGCCCCUGCUCUCACCGCCACGGCUGGCCUGAGCCUUCGUCAAACUUCUCUCUCUUGUCGUCCUCCCCCUCCCGCCUGAGGCCACGCACUCUGUCCCUGGAUGCUAAGCUCAGCACCCUUCGAGGGAGGGGGUACGGUGGAGGAGGGACCCUCCAGUGCCCCUGCCAGCCUCCUCCCUCCUCGCUGCUCGCCCCGCUCCCCAUCCCCUCUCGUUCGCCUCGUUCACAGCGCAGCACGCAGACCACGCUCUCCUGCUCCAGCUCCACCUCCAGCAACAGCUCCAGCAACAGCGAGGGCAGCCACAGCCCCGAGUCAUCUGAGGGAGCCCCCUUCUCAAGACCCUCUCCGGCUCGACGCAGCCUCAGGAACCUCAGGGCCAGACUUGAUCCUCGCAACUGGCUCCAAAGUCAGGUGUGAAUUCUCCCGCCUGACAGACAUUUACCACUGGCCUAAAGGCAACAGUUCUCAUUAAACCAUGGUUUAACUGGCUUAACAUCUGUGAACCAACCUCAGGCAGUCUGCUAGGCCACAUGCAGGGCCAUGAGGAGGAUAAGCUGCCUCUAGCCUGCCUCCUGGUGGAGGAUGGAUUGUGGAAGACCCUCCUGGGGCAAACUGGAAUGUCUUCUCACACAAAAGACUGGUGACAAUCACUGCGGCGACUCUGCACUUUGCUGGAUUGCCACAAUUUUGAAGAUUGUCCAAAACUGAAUGGGAGGUACUCUGCUUGCUUUGAGAAAUUACUAUGGUCAUGCUGCUUGGAAGAAAGUGUUGCAAAGAGUUACGGACUUGCUCCGAUAAACACACUGUCUGUACUUGGACUCUUAAUUCUGGAACAAGAAAAGGUUUUGUUUCUGGCCGCUCAAAUAAAAUCAUCUCUACUAAUGCACUAGCAGUAUUUUGACUGGAUGUGUUAUGAAUAAAGGAUUGCGGUGUUUAUGCUAUAAAAGCCAGUGAGCAUGUGGCAAGAUGAACAUGCAAGAUGAACAAGGUGUACUCAGUCAGGAGUUUUCAAACUGGUAAGUGUGGAGGGAUGGGUUAAUGUCUGUUGUCUGUACUGUGAUAUCUACUUCAGUGUACGCAUCUAAUUAUUCAUACAACAGAUGAUCGUUAUGGCUCUCCUAAAAUUACUAUGCACCAUUUCUUUUUCUUUUUUUUUCUUUUUUUUUUUGCAUGAUUUGACUCGCAGUUAAAAUGUUGAACUACUUGAGAUCAUUUCAACAAUGUUUCUGGUGAAAGCUUAACUUUAUGCAAGUGCUCAUACAUACUGUACUGGUUGUUACUGUGAUCUCUUCAGGGUAAAAAUCUGUGCUCUGGUCUUAACUUUUCACACAUUUAUCUGCACACUAAUGUCAGGAUGACUUCAGACUUAGGUAAUAGCUCCUGACAUAUAUAGAACAAACCAUAGAAUAAGCUGACACUAACCAAAGCUUAAACGGUAAUUUUGGUAUUUUUCAACCUGGUCCCUAUUUUGCCAUGUUUUUGCAUCUGAAUGACUAAUGGGAACAACGAUUUCUGAAGUUGAUCCUGUAUUGAGUGAGAGCACUGCAACCAGCAGGGGCAAAAAAGUCUGCAAUAUAACAUCAAUGUGCAAUUGUGCACCGUGAAUGUACGUCCAUGAAAGUGUUUGUUUUUGUCCACUGACAGGGUCAGAUUGUAAUGAUAAGUGCCUGACCACAUUAUGGAAAGGAUCCUACAGAGAAAGACCCUUUUUAUAGCCAAACUCAGCAGACUUCAUUUAACAGUAAUUUAUCAUGCUGAACCAUACUUUAUUUAAAGUCAAAAGAAACAAAAUAAGGCUCCCAAAAACAGAAAUCUUUGCUGUCUUCCCACUGUUUCAACAAUCACCAU